CGUGUUUUCGCCUGCUAAAGAAGCAAAUUGUUAACCGCUAGGUGCUAAGCUGUAAGAAUGGGGUGGUUGUUAUCGCAGCUAAACAAUUACCCAUUAGCUGAGCUGAAUGGCAAAAGAUGCAGCUAGUUACGAACAAGCCUUAUGAUAGCGCCUUCCUGGGUAGGGAGCAAGCUCACCUCACGUGGAUGGACAGUUAUGGGAGGUGAAGUGCAAUAAGACUGAGGAAAUGAGACAGGAUAAUUGAUAGUUAAUUCCCCUAAUUUAAAUUCCCCUUUCCUGCAGCAGUCUCAUUGGCCUUGACAAGCGUGUUGAAAGAGUUUCUAUACUACAGUGUUGCACCGAGUGUACCGACCGAAGGGGAACAUAAGACCACUGGUCCUCCUGACCAGGUCAGUAGUGUUUACACCAGGAAAUGUCUUAUUUGGAGCUAAUAAAACACACACCAGACAUGCACACACGCACACAUGCGGUAACAUAAAGUUACCAUGACAACGAUACUUAGCCGCAGUACUUUCAUCUGUAUGUAGUGGUACAGAUGAAAGUACCUGAUGUAACUGACGUACUUAAAAGCAGGAUGGUAUGUGAGUGUCAUGAAAUGGUGAGCUUGUCACAAGUAAACUGAGUUCAUCAGUGGAGCAGCAGCUGAACAUUAUCUGAGUGAGAAGUUUCAGGUCAUGAACAUGUUGGGCCUAAUGGACAGAAUAACUUACAUUAAUCUAUUAAUGUUUUAUAUUUUUGUUUCCAUCCAUGGACAAUAUGAAGGUGUGUUUCCCAGAUGUCAAGUUGCGGUGAUGGUCCCAAGAUGCAGAAGAGAAGUUGUAAUUCCACGACAAUCUGUGACAGUCAGCUGUCCUGUCGUACACUGUGGAAAGUCACUGAAGAUAAUCUGGUGCAAACUUUCCAACACUGGCAGAUGUCAACAAAUAGGAAACACAGAGAAUGUGAAAAUAUGGCAGCGCACCUGUCACAAGGAUAGACUCGUAUCUUACCUAACUUUCAAACAGAUUUCUGUAUGUGAUGGUGGCCUGUACAGAUGUGAAAUACGUGGAUUGGCAAAUGGUGAAUCCCAUAUCAGUAACCACAUCAACAUCUCAGUUCCAGGUGUGUUUCCCAGAUGUGAAGUUGCGACGAUGGUCCAAAGAGGCACUACAGUCGUAACAAUCCCACAACAAUCUGUGACAGUCAGCUGUCCUGUCGUUCACUGUGGAAAGUCUCUGAAUGUAACCUGGUGUAAACUUUCCAACACCGGCAGAUGUCAACAAAUAGGAAACACAGAGAAUGUGGAAAUACAACAGGACGGCCAUCUCAAGGAUAAAGUCAUCUCUAAUCUAACCUUCAAACAGAUUUCUGUAGGUGAUGAUGGCCUGUACAGAUGUGAAUUGCAUGGAUUGGCAAAUGGUGAAUCACAUGUCAGUCACCACAUCAACAUCUCAGUUUCAGCUGCAUCACUGAGCCAAGCUGUUGAUGAGUCUGCGUCCUGGCAUCCCUACUUCUAUAUCUGCGGAGGCGUCGCUGUUUUGGUCUUCAUAUUAACAGCAUUAACUCUGCAACAGUUUUACCGCUGUAAACAACCGACCUACAAGCCAACAAAGAAACAGGACAAGUACAUUCUGAAUGACAUCUGCUCUCCGAGUGCUGCACAGACACCACCUCCCCUGAUCACUGAUGGGAAGCAGCCUUUAGAGAGCACAGCUAAUAAACAUCGAGAGUAUGCUGUCAUCAACCAUGCACAGUCUGAGAUUUCUGCCAGCAAACAGCAUGUUGCGACUGAACAAGAUAAAGACCCACAGUAUCCUGCAAUCAUUGUUUCCUGAACCUUUCGGACGAGUACGUUCUGGAUCAAAUCUACUCUCCAAGUGCUGCACGGACACCACCUGAUCACUGAUGGGAACCAGCCUUUAGAGAGCACAGCUGAUAGAUAGAUAGAUGGAUAGAUAGAUAGAUAGAUAGAUAGAUAGAUAGAUAGAUAGAUAGAUAGAUAGAUAGAUAGAUAGAUAGAUGGAUAGAUGGAUGGAUAGAUGGAUGGAUAGAUGGAUAGAUGGAUAGAUAGUUAGAUAGUUAGAUAAAUAGAUUGUUCGAUAGUUAGAUAAAUAGAUCGUUCGAUAGUUAGAUAAAUAGAUCGUUCGAUAGUUAGAUAAAUAGAUCGUUCGAUAAUUAGAUAAAUAGAUCGUUCGAUAGUUAGAUAAAUAGAUCGUUUGAGUUAGAUAAAUAGAUUGUUCGAUAGUUAGAUAAAUAGAUCGGUCGAUAGUUAGAUAAAUAGAUCGUUCGAUAGUUAGAUAAAUAGAUUGUUUGAUAGUUAGAUAAAUAGAUCGUUCGAUAGUUAGAUAAAUAGAUCGUUUGAGUUAGAUAAAUAGAUCGUUUGAGUUAGAUAAAUAGAUUGUUCGAUAGUUAGAUAAAUAGAUUGUUUGAGUUAGAUAAAUAGAUUGUUCGAUAGUUAGAUAAAUAGAUCGGUCGAUAGUUAGAUAAAUAGAUCGUUCGAUAGUUAGAUAAAUAGAUUGUUUGAUAGUUAGAUAAAUAGAUCGUUUGAGUUAGAUAAAUAGAUAGUUUGAGUUAGAUAAAUAGAUUGUUCGAUAGUUAGAUAAAUAGAUCAUUUGAGUUAGAUAAAUAGAUUGUUCGAUAGUUAGAUAAAUAGAUCGUUCGAUAGUUAGAUAAAUAGAUUGUAUGAUAGUUAGAUAAAUAGAUCGUACGAUAGAUAGAUAGAUCAAUGGAUAGAUAGGUAGGUAGGAGUGGCUCAGUAGUUAAGACCAGUACCCUGUGUGCGAAAGAUAUCAUGGUCGCAAUAGUCGCAAGUUCGACUCCACCCCUGGCUAAUUGUACUGAAUUCCAUUGUAAGUUGCUUUGCGUCUGCUAAAUGACAUGUAAUGUAGGUAGAUAUCUAGAUAGAUGAUAACAAAUAUCUCUGGCAUUAUCCUUUGUAGUAACAUAUGUUGAGCCACAUAUAGUUAACAUUCUGAGAUUCUUUAGUUGAAUAAAAGUCAAGUGAAGCCA
Molecule: messenger RNA, 2988 nt
Organism: Solea solea (common sole)
Lineage: Eukaryota; Metazoa; Chordata; Actinopteri; Pleuronectiformes; Soleidae
Exons: 6
Coding region: 675-1814 (379 amino acids)
Biological process (GO): immune response-regulating cell surface receptor signaling pathway
Cellular component (GO): plasma membrane
Molecular function (GO): signaling receptor activity
Source: RefSeq, a predicted model, not a curated record